UCCGAGACCCCACGUAGGACCCAUGCAUUUCAGUUUACCUUCAACCGCCAAGGAGAUCGUUUGGAACUUGUGAGCGUUUCGCCGUCGUAGUCGUCAUCAUCGUUUUCCGUUGCCAUCUUUUUUCCCAUGCUCGAUGACGUCUCGGCAAAACACUCGGUAGACUGGUUCGCGUGUGCAUCGCGAGGAGGGCACCAAAUCGCCCUCUGGGGGUGCAUCGUCGUACGGUCGUGCGGGGGAGUUCGAGGCGCUUGCGAAGAAAAGUGCCCUUGGCAAAAGCGAUUACUCGAGGCACCGCUGCGCUGCACUGUGUGUACUGUAGAGACAAAGAACCGGAACCUGACGUCUGUGUCGCCCCAAGUCGCCGUUGUAGCUACGGUCAGGCGAGAUACGUUGGACGACACGGUGGACCUCUAGCCCGCUGCAGCUCCGUUUUCUUCUGACAGUAUCGAAAGUGAAAUUGUCCGUGGCGGUUCGGCACGUGUGUGUGUGUGUGUGUGGUUGUACGUGAAGUGGGGAGAAAGAAGAUAAAAUUCUCAUCAUCCGUCUUGCUGUAGUUGGCCGGGCCCUAGGUCUUCCGAGUGGGUUCAUUGUCUCCCCGGUCUUUGUGGCCACAGCAGAGCGGAUCUAAUAAAGUCCCUUAGGUCGACGGCUUUCGACUGUAACGUUUGUUGUUGUGCAAAAAGGCCAUAGGAAACGAUCUGCGCUAAUGGCUUUCCAUCCAGUGCAAGUCAGUCAAGUUAAUAAAAAGAUAAUGUAAUACCCGUCGGGCAAGAAGUACGUAGUCUCAGUUCGUAACAGCGCACGUUACUUGGCUGAGCGCCACCGUCUGGCGAAGGUGAAGAAAAGUGAAAAAGUUUACACCCGAAACAAAAUAUGACCUAAUUGCAUAACGGACGAGCCAACCGCAACGAUUCAGCGCAGCAUUUUUGUUGUCUACCUUGAGUCUUGUGUCGCUUUUUUCGGGGGUGGAAGACAGAAGACCCGCGAAACCGUGUCGAUUCUCCCGCAUUUCUUCGGGCAUUGUGUUUCUGUGUCGUCGCAACCGCCACCGGGUGUAAACGAUUUCGUAAUUUUGGCAAUGAAGAGCAGUGAGUUGAAGAAUCAAGUGCUGAAGAAAAAUAGUUGGCGAAGGCAAGGGGAAACUCUCUCACGGAGGAUGGUUUUGCAUAAUAGUGGAGCUGCGCGUGGAAAACGAAAGGGAACGAACAGUUCCCUGAAGAAGUGGUCCAGUGAUAGCGUGAUGAAGAAGUUUGUUGCUUUUUGGGUCGUGCUGUCGUGUGUGGGACACGUUGUCCGGGCAGAAAGGACUCCAUCGCCGAAACAGGAGCAGGAUAUACUGAUUUUGGAUGCAUUGGGGAAGAGGCAGCAGUUCGGGAGCAAUCUGGAUUAUGGAUCAAACUCCAUAAUGGAGCUUCUGGGAAGAAUGAUCCCCCAGACGUGCCGGCACAAGGGCCGCAAGUUCGAGUGUGGUCUGUCGAUUUCGUGCGUAUUGGGCGGCGGUAAACCGGUCGACCUCUGCUCCGGUGGAAUGAUCUGGUCCUGCUGUAUCGAUCGGGAUUUCCACCAGCAGGAUCAGGAUCUGGAGGCGGGUGCCAUCCACAACGCCAGUGACAUUAUCAAUCUGUUUGAUUUCUACCCCUCGCCAUCGUCGUCCUCGUCGUCGGCAUCAUCCUCACCACACUCAUCGAGUAACAACGCCCAUCAAAAUCGUCCCCCACCUGGGACAACUCCGGCUCAGAUUCCAGUCUACUCAAACUCCGGAAAUUACAACUCCAAACCAUCGUAUCAACUCUACCCGGUGACGAGCACAAACCCUCCGGAGUGGGGCUACGAGAGCAAUCACCUGGGCAACGGUUUAAACUCUGUAUUUCAACCACAGAAACCGAUACCUUAUCGGCCGUUACAACCCCAGUCUCCGAUCAACUUCGGUGGAGGUGGCACCGGGAGUGGAAGCUCUCUACACGACGAAAACCCUCACGGACCGAUGGCCAGUGCCAUCUACAGCGACCGGCCGUUCAGCUUCGGGACGCGACCAACGACCGGUUCGAUCUUCAACACCGGCAACGGUAUCGUCAACAAUCAACGACCGUCCGUUUUCAACUACCAGGGACAGCAGGAGGACGAUGGCUAUGGAAUCGAAAACGGUUGUGGCGAGUUGUACACCAGAACCAACCGGAUUGUGGGCGGCCACUCUACCGGCUUCGGUACGCAUCCGUGGCAGGCGGCACUCAUCAAGACGGGCUUCCUGACGAAGAAGCUCAGCUGCGGAGGGGCACUGGUGUCGAACCGGUGGAUUGUCACGGCGGCUCAUUGUGUUGCGACAACCCCAAACAGUAACCUAAAGGUGAGGUUAGGCGAGUGGGACGUGCGGGAUCAGGACGAGCGGUUAAACCACGAGGAGUAUGCCAUCGAGCGGAAGGAGGUGCAUCCCAGCUAUUCGCCGAGCGAUUUCCGGAAUGACAUUGCGCUGGUCAAACUGGAUCGUAAGGUGGUUUUCCGGCAGCACAUCCUGCCGGUUUGCCUCCCACCGAAGCAAACCAAGCUGGUGGGUAAAAUGGCCACCGUCGCCGGCUGGGGCCGAACUCGGCACGGCCAAAGCACAGUUCCUUCGGUUUUACAGGAAGUUGACGUGGAAGUGAUACCGAACGACCGUUGCCAGCGGUGGUUCCGGGCGGCCGGUCGCCGCGAAGUCAUCCACGAUGUGUUCCUGUGUGCCGGCUACAAGGAGGGUGGCCGCGACAGCUGUCAGGGUGAUUCGGGAGGACCGCUGACACUGACGUUGGAGGGUCGCAAGACGCUAAUCGGACUAGUGUCGUGGGGAAUCGGAUGUGGGCGGGAGCACCUGCCCGGAGUGUACACCAACAUUCAAAAAUUUGUGCCUUGGAUCGAGAAAGUCAUGGGAAAGGAGUAUUCGUAGAGCGCGGGUCGGGAUCGUACCCGCGGUAGGAGACGGAAUGUGUAAAUAGUCAAAAACCCCUUACUAAGUAGGAAUUAAGAGAGUUGAAAGUAGUUCUAUAUCAUCUAAACAAGAAUCGAUCAUUUACCAUGAUGUAAAUUUAACGGUACACGCUGUUAUUGAAGCGAUAAUAAGUUCUAUAAGAAAACAAGUAUUGGAUCAUGUGAAAGAAGAACGCAGUGCGGUAGUAAUUUAUUUGUAAUUUAUUUUCGCUAGAGCUCCGAUUUGAAUCGCGUAUUUAAGAACUGAAAAGAUCGUACUGACAUUACCAUGCUUAAAGUUUCUGAUAGAAUGUAGGUUAGAAGAUAAUAAACGAAUGUUCCAAGAAA
Messenger RNA from Aedes albopictus (Asian tiger mosquito), 3285 nucleotides. RefSeq names its product serine proteinase stubble. The transcript is spliced from 7 exons. Lineage: Eukaryota; Metazoa; Arthropoda; Insecta; Diptera; Culicidae. Bases 1079 to 2917 code for a protein of 612 amino acids. Gene Ontology annotation, biological process: proteolysis. Gene Ontology annotation, molecular function: serine-type endopeptidase activity. The record is from RefSeq and is a predicted model, not a curated record.